Peromyscus leucopus (white-footed mouse) is the source of this 1393-nucleotide messenger RNA. RefSeq names its product translation initiation factor IF-2-like. The record is from RefSeq and is a predicted model, not a curated record. Bases 1 to 1140 code for a protein of 379 amino acids. The transcript has 7 exons. NCBI's taxonomy places the organism in Eukaryota, Metazoa, Chordata, Mammalia, Rodentia, Cricetidae.
AUGGUCUGUGCUGCUGCCGAGGGCUAUGAUGUGUCUGUGGCCGAUGCAGCUGCAGAGGGCUGUGUUGAUGUCCAAGCUACAACCAACUCUCCUCCUCAACCGUACCUUACAGCAGUUAUGUCCUCAUCAUCAUCCAGCCCCAGAACUCAGGAGGCUGAGGAAGAGAAACUGCCAAUUCAAACUCGCCCCCCCGGGGGACCCCGGCACAGCUCCGACCACCGCCACCCACUCCGCUCUGCUCGCCCAGGCAUGGGGGCCGAGGGGGUCCGGUGCCCCCACGCUGGGGUGUCUGCCCAGCCGGCCACGCCGGGCGCGGUUUCGCGCCGCGCGCGGGCUGCAGAGGAGCCGGCGAGCCGGGCCGGGCGAUCGGGCCGAGAGGGCGGCGGCGGCAAGCCCGGCUCCUCCUCCGCGGCCCGGCCUCCUCGGCAGACACGCCGCCCCCUCAGCCCCGCCGCCCCGCCACUCGGCGCCGCCGAGCCGACCGCGGUCCGGAGCUGGGCGCAGCGGCGCGCGGGCAGGAAGUCCCGCCCCCCGCGCGCGCCACGUCAUCAGCGCCGCGCGCCGUCCCCGGCCGGAGCCGUUGGUGGAUGCAGGGACGCCGGCGACGGUUGCCAGGGCCGCGGAGGCUGCGGCGGCUGCGGCUGCGGCUGCUGCUGCGGCGGCUGCUGCUGCUCCUGCGGUGGGCAAAGUGGCAACGCCGCUCUGGGGCGUCCCUGUGAGCCCGGGGCGACGUCAGGUCGCGCCCCGGACACUCGGGUCGUGGAGCCGGUCUCACCGGUGGGGUUGAGGGACUCUCUGCCCCGGUGCCGCUCUGGUCACAUUUCCCUUUUUCUGCAGAGUCGCCACCAGGACAGUCAGAUCCUGAAGUCAACAGUAGUAACCAGUGAGAGCAUCCGUGAAAGAAUCACUGAUGAUGCUAUCUACUAUUGGUUAUUUCACAGCGCCUCCAUUUUCAUAGAGCAUCUUCCUGAGACUAAUCUUGGAAAGUACCGUGACCACAAAACGUUAUGCAGAGUUCAAAGGGAUGCUGGAUACAGAAUAAGCAAUUUGGGGAGAUUAAAAUUCAGGAGUUCAGUUCCAGCCUGGCAAACCAGACGAGGGAACUUUCCACCCUGCACCAGUGUUCGCAUUUCUGAUUGAGUUACAAGAUUUUUCUUCUUUUGACCUCAGAAGGCACUUGGAAACUUUGGGGGAAAUUUCACCACAUCUUUUAAGUUUUGCUCUGAUUAGCAGAAGAGAUACAUUAGAACUUGGAGAAGUAUCUCAGCCUCCAGUAUGAGUAACCUUGCCAUAAACCCACCCUAAGGUUUCCUGUCCAGGCUUUGGGGGUCACACUUCAUUGUCAGUGUGAUUCAUGUCCACAGUUUUACCAUCACAGCUAGCCAUAUUUUAA